AUGGUGGUCAGCCAUAGACCGGACACAAUGACCACUCAAUGUCUAGAAUAUUCGCAUUUCGAGGCCGACGUCGAGUCGUCGCAGGACACCAUCGCCUCCAGGGAACAGGUGCUGAAAAAGACAGCCAAACCUCUGCAAUCGAUGGUCGAUGCCCUGCACUACUGUAUCAACAUUAAGCGCUCGGGUAUUAUCGGCGCCGACCGUCAGAUUAAUCCGAAACGGAGCGCGUCGUCGGUGUCCGAGAAUACGGUGAAGUGGUUGCGGAGGAGGGCCGCCACCUAUAAGUUCCUACACGACCCUAACGGUCCCAUUGGGCGCCUGUAUCACGUUACGGUGUCUUUUCUGGUCAUGUUGUGCCUCUUGUUGACCAUACUCUGCACUUUUACCGAGCUUCCAGUUAUCCACUUAAAUUUAAUACUAUACGGGGUCGAUCUCACCCUGCUAAUCAUAUUUACCCUGGAGUACAUGGCCCGAUUCUGGGCCUCUGACUGUGUCUCGUACUACCGGGGCUUUAAAGGGAAACUCCGUUUCGUUAUAAACCCAUUCCGAGUGAUCGACUUACUGGUCAUCAUAUCAUCCAUUCUGAUCAUCGCGUUCAACAUCAAAGACGGAUUCCUGACGCCAUCCCUAAAGGGGGUCCGAUUUUUUCAGACCUUCAAACUGGUGCGACUCGAGCACCAGUUCCGCCCGUGGCGUGUCAUGGCAUCGGUCAUAUGGCAACAGCGGGAGCACCUGUACAUCACUACUUAUUGCUCAUUCCUGGCGCUCAUAUUCAUGGCAUUCACUGUCUAUUACGUGGAGAAAGACUUUAACCCGAAGUUCAAUAAUUUAGGCGAAAGUCUGUGGUAUACAGUCGUCAGUCUCUGUACGAUAGGUUAUGGUGAUAUAGUCCCUGUCACGGCUCAGGGUAAAAUUUUAGCCAGUAUUUGUGCGUUAGUGGGUGUUUCUGUGUUUGCAUUGCCAGCCGGUAUAUUAGGUACUGGACUCGCCUUAAAGGUUCAGGAACAGCAACGGCUCCGACAGAAAGGCAAACGUCUGAUACCGGCUAUACGACUCAUACAAACCCGGUGGCGAUGCCAUCACUUCUAUAAACAUCCCUUAAAUCCCGAUUCACUGGACUCCACAUCACUGAACCCCACAUCACUGUCCCCUCCGGUAUCGCCGGUAAGAAAAUUGUCGAAAAAGGUGCGCAAAAAGGAUUUCAACAAAAUCGAGAAGAUUUGUAUGCGAUUUGUGUUGAAAACCAAGUUUUUUGUGGCCCAAAGACAUUUCAGUCAAGCGCUCAAACCAUACGAUGUGAGGGAUGUGUUGGAACAGUACUCUGCCGGACAUCAGGAGAUGUUGUCCAGAGUUAAGCAAAUCACGGCUAAAGUGACGGACAUUGAGACGAUAGCUGAAGGUGUGUCCAAAACUCAAAACGAGUCCAAAAGUGUAUUAAACUAUCGGUUGUGUAAAGUGGAGGACGCGCUGAGGGAAACGGAUGGGAAGUUGAAUGAAAUCAUGAAAAUACAGACCGAGAAUAAGGUGUUAUACGAGAAUAUUCUGGAGUUUCUGGAGAAUAAUUCUUCGAAAGCAUAG
Molecule: messenger RNA, 1578 nt
Organism: Oppiella nova
Lineage: Eukaryota; Metazoa; Arthropoda; Arachnida; Sarcoptiformes; Oppiidae
Source: the annotation of a GenBank genome assembly